This is a messenger RNA of Cololabis saira (Pacific saury), 3599 nucleotides long. RefSeq names its product plakophilin 2 (gene pkp2). Gene Ontology annotation, biological process: cell-cell adhesion; desmosome organization; heart development. The record is from RefSeq and is a predicted model, not a curated record. Gene Ontology annotation, molecular function: alpha-catenin binding; intermediate filament binding; molecular adaptor activity. Gene Ontology annotation, cellular component: plasma membrane; adherens junction; intermediate filament. The coding region runs from base 84 to 2480 and encodes 798 amino acids. The transcript has 14 exons. Lineage: Eukaryota; Metazoa; Chordata; Actinopteri; Beloniformes; Belonidae.
GCGACACAGGAGUGUUGCACCGGGCAGAGCGACUACUCGCCCGGAUAACCCUAGAGUCCCGGUGUGUUUUGUCCCGGUCCGUGAUGGAGGAGGCGUUUUUCCCGUCGCCGGUGGCCGCCUACGACGUCCCGGACCCGGACGACACCAGCCUGGCUCUGCCGGCCCAGAGAUCCUCCAGACUGGACUCCAUCGACCGCAGUGUCCGCGUCCAGCAGCAGGUUCUGCUCACUCUGAAGCGGAAGACCAGGAAAAGUUUCUCCAAUGGUGGAGUCCACUUACACAAUACAUCAAGGAGCUUUGAUGCUGCUGAUGGAACAUUGAAAAACACAAAGUUGUGCCUCCCUCCUGUUGGUUUGAGUCGUCUCCAUGUAAAGAUAAAUGGAUUUGGAUUCAGCAACUCCUCAGAAAACCAUGUACAAAGACCGUCCAGGAAGAUGGAACUGGCUCCGCCACCAAGCCCAAAGUUAUCCCACAGUCACUUUAAUUACAGUACUUACACCCCGGCGACGCGCAUGGUCCCAGGACCCGUCCAUUCACACAUGGGGGGAGCUACACAGGACAUCUCAUCUGGGUCAGAUCCAUUUAGGCGCUAUGCUCGCUCAGAGUCGACUUAUGGUAUGCGGAGGUACGCAUCCACUACCACACCGCGGAACUUCAGGUGGAGAUCAAUCAGAGAGACUGCAGGACCACAGUAUACGCUCACAGAUGCAAGGACUCAGCAACAUCUUGAAUUGGGUUCUCCACGGUGCCAUCAACGGGAGAACCUGACUCCAGGAGACAGUUUUAUGAGGUUUGGAUCUGCCCAGCCAGAUGGAGGUUUAACGUGGCUGGCUGGGGUCAGGAAGGGCAGUCAGGAAUACCCGGGACAUAUGUCAUACACAUCUUCUGUUGGUAGUGCAGGGGUGGACACGGAGAGGCUGGCAGAAGCAGCACUCCCCAUGCAGCAGAUACGGACCCAGAGGGCCUUAUCAUUGAAGUCUGACAGAAAGCCUCCAGAGAUGACGCUGGAGAGGGCUGUGACCCUUUUGACCCAGGACAAUGAGGAGAUGCUGAUCCGUGCAGCCACUUGCAUACAAAGUCAAUGUUUCCAGAGAGCUGAUGCCAAAAAGAGGGUGUUUUAUCUGCAUGGGGUGAAGAAGCUCCUGCAGCUCCUCGACAACGACAGCGAGGAGGUUCAGCGCGUCGCUGCCACGGCCCUGCGUAAUGUUGUUUACCAGAGCAAUGAAAAUAAGGAGGAAGUGAAGGACGGCGAUGGUUUGGCGGUCAUUUUGAAGGCACUUACAAACAGCCAUGACAUGGACACCAGGCGCCAACUUACCGGUUUGUUGUGGAACCUCUCCUCUCAUGACAUUUUGAAGGAGCAUUUCCCCAAAGACGCCGCCCGCAUCCUCACCAAGUCCGUCCUGGUGCCCGGCUCUGGCAUUAAUGAAGGAGAAAACCCAAAAGACGAGCUGUUUGCUGACGAUGAGGCUUUCUACAGCGCUACGAGCUGCCUGCGAAAUCUGAGUUGUGCCGGCCCAGACGUCAGGGAAGAGAUCAGGAACUGUGAGAAUCUCAUCGACUCUCUGAUCUACUACACCCGAGGAACUGUAGCCAAUCGUAAGACUGAUGACAAGUCCACAGAGAACUGUGUCUGCAUCCUGCACAACGUGACUUAUCGGAUUGAGCUUCCAGGGUACUACACCCACGCUCCGAGAGAAUCUCAACAAAACUUGGCUCACAAGCAGCCGUCGCUUGGCUGUUUUUCUUCUCGCAGUGCCAAGAUCAACAAGGAUCUGAAGCAACAGCAACUCCUGCUGGAGGAGAUGGCCGACCCCCGCGGGAAAGAGUGGCUGUGGAGCCCCAUCACCUUCCGGAUGUACCUGUCGUUGGUGGCCUGCAGCACGCGGGACGUCACGCGGACGGCUGCUGUCGGAGCGCUGCUGAACAUCACUGGUGGAAACGGAGAAAUGACAAACCCCAUCGCCUUCACCAUCGUGCAGCGGGAGAAUGGACUUCAGCACAUUAAGAAAGUUUUAGUAGAGGAAGACAGUCAGGUGAAGAGAACGGCCAUACUCCUGGUAAAAAACCUCUCUCGCUAUCAGGAACUGCACCCAGCCAUCGUGGAGCAUGUGUUGCCAGAGGUGGUGAAGACGCUACCUGACGACGUGGAUGACGAUGAUGACAACCGCCCCAACCAGCCCAACGAGGUGACGGCUUCUCUGUGUAAUAUCCUGAUUAACCUGAGCCAGAGUGACGUGAAGAACGCCAAAGUCAUCAUCGAGCAAGGAGCAAUCCCGAGGAUCAUCAACAUCAGCUACACAUACGAUGGUUCUGUACCGAACAAAGCGGGUAGGGCAGCAUGUGUUCUUCUGAGCACAAUAUGGAAAUACACUGAUCUCCAUGGAGACCUCAAGAAACGUAACUUCAAGAAAUCAGAUUUCAUCAACGCAAGGACAGAAAAGCUGAAAUCAGCCGGAGAUCCAAAAACAUCACUUUGAUAGUGUCAGUGUCAUGACUUGCACACUUCUGAUGUCAUGGAUCAUCUUCAGCAGUGUACUGAUGGACUUUUUUUGAGUGCACACAAAAGACUUUAUGUUUAAUUUUAAUGUUACUUUUGUAAUAUUUUUCUUUUGGUUGUAAAUGUUUAGGAUGAGUAUGUCAUUGAGGUAUAUUUAAAUGAGCAGUGUGCUUUAUGAAAACUGAAGAAAUGAUGUUAUAACCAAAAAAACCCCCAGAAAAACAGGACAUUUUUUACUUUUAGUAAUUUUAAUUUGAAUAUUUUAUUCCUGCUCUCUGGUGAGAACUCAACAGUUGAUGAUAAUAUUACGUUAUCAAAUGCUACAUUAUUUCAGAUGCACUGAAAACAUUCAAUCACAUCAGAGCAGUUAAGGUGAACGACAACUGCAUUCUGACUUUGAGAAACCAAAUGACAUGUUUCACUAGUUGUCAGAGGAAAUAAUCGGUUUUGAAGGAACUUUCAUAUUCAUGUUGUUUUUUCUGUUUAUUUAAACGGGAUCUAUUAUGCUUUCCUCUCAAAUCUCACAUAAUGUCUGAAAGUCGCGUUUAGUGAUGUGCAACAUCGCCUAUACUGGUGGGCCUCACUGGGUUCAUCAGAGUUGAUAUUGACACUGAAACAUUUAUUUUAGAUAAAGACCUUAGUCUUUGUACACUAGUUAUGCAGCAUUCUCUUCUGUGUGUGGUAGUUUAUACCCUCUUUUGGAGGCAACAUGGCCUGUUGGCAUCAUUUGAAUAACACUGAAGUGGCCAUGAAGGGGACCAAUCCGAACCGAGUGGGGUGGGUUGUAGGCGGGGAAGGAGAAAGCCUCAGAUCAUGAUGGCAGACCUUAGAAAACACAGGGGAAGCAGAGGAAGGAGAUGAAAUAGUUAACAAGGAAUCUAUAGUUUUAUGGCCGGUUUGGAUGGAUGGAUGGAUGGAUUAAGAAAACAAGAUUUUUUAAAUUUACAAAAGCCAAAGAAAAGUAGUACGAUGGGUCCCUCUUAAUGAAAUGUCAGAACUCAGCAGUCCAUAAAAUUGCAAGGAAACUGGUAUCAUCGGAUGUUUUUCCACAAGACAAUGCAGAGUCUCUCAGCCAUAUGCAAAUAAAAUGUGGAUUCGG